Molecule: messenger RNA, 2249 nt
Organism: Linum trigynum
Lineage: Eukaryota; Viridiplantae; Streptophyta; Magnoliopsida; Malpighiales; Linaceae
Source: the annotation of a GenBank genome assembly
CCGCAUUCUUUUUGUUCUUUUUUAAUUUCUGUGCAAAGAACGGGAUUUGACACACGUGGAUCCUUGCCAACGCCGUGAAGUACGGGGAAAGCAUCCACGUAAGUGACCACGUGUCGCGUCCUCUUGCAACCUUGCAUGCACGUAUGCCACUCCGCUCUCGCCAAGAGAAGCUAUAACGCAAACACUUCUCCUCCACCCAGAUUGUUUGCACCGUGUGACCGCUUCCAAAUCUUCUGCUCACAUUUGCAUACCAGCUUUCUGAGUUUGAGCACACGACUGUUACGGCAAGAAAAUGGGCAGCAACUAUGAUCUGAAGCCGACGUCUUCCACCUCUUACAGCGCGCAGCUCGGCAAGGGAGGGCCGCUGAUCGACCUCGGCCACCCGUUGCUCAACCGCAUCGCCGAUAGCUUCAUCAAGGCCGCUGGGAUCGGUGUAGUCCAGGCGGUGUCGCGGGAGGCUUGUUUCACCGUUCUAGAUGGAAUUAAUGGAGGUGGUGGUUCGGAAGGCCUCCCGCCUGAGAUCACCUCGACCGGUGCCAAGAAACGCCACCGAUUCAAUGCUCUCCACGGUGAAACAAACAACAAAAGCCUUGAAGCCAUGGUGAAGAACACGGGGAAAGAAUCUCUACAAUGGGGCCUGGCUGCCGGUGUGUACUCGGGACUGACCUACGGAUUGCAGGAAGCCCGCGGGUCUCACGAUUGGCAAAACAGCGCGGUGGCUGGUGCUAUAACUGGACUGGCUGUCGCCCUUACGGCCGAGGAUCCUUCACACGAGCAGAUUGUGCAGUGCGCGGUCACUGGAGCAGCUAUCUCGGCGGCUGCCAACCUUCUUUCGGGUAUAUUUUGAAGGUUUGGACGGAGGAACGAGCACCUACUUGCUGCAUCUUGUGCUUGGUAGUAGUACUAGUAGUCAGUUGUUUUCAUAGAUGAAGAUUAGUAGUUUGUAUUUUGGUUUAGGCUCUGCCGGGAUUAGAUUUCGGCCCUGGCUCUUCUUUUCUGGACAUGAACAGCUAUGUUUGUUUUUUUUUUUUCCUGCCUCUUUGUACGUCUGCUCAAGCUGUAAAUCAGCAUGUCCAGGACAGAGUUCAUAAUGGUUUUUGUUUAAGACUAUUAUGAUAUUGUCAGCUGGAAAAGAUUGCAAUCCGAUCAAAUCAAACGGAUUAAUUUCGAAAGUAUGUUAACUAAUUAUCAUGAGAACGCAUAAACAUCAAUCAAGAGGAUACAAAUCAUUGAAAUCAAUGAAGUAAUGGCAGUCUCCAGUAUCCUGAUUGAUUUCUUGACUUGAUCAUACCUUCUACAACAAACUUCCUAAUGAAUUGGCGCAGAAUGAAUUCAUUCAAAUUCUGAUACCUCACCAAUCAAAAUGAUAAUUGGGGGAAAUGAUGCACAUUGAGAUGCCAAUAUUUGUGGUCUUAGUUCUUACAUUUUUGCAUACUCGCCAUGAUGCACAAGUACAUGAAUAAUAAUAAAAAUAAUAUGACUCAAUUGGUCUUGCGUUCUACUUUUGUUAGUAAUUAGUGACUCUAAAAAUCUUGAUCCAUGGGAUUAAUUACGGGCGUAACAUCUAACUGUCUGUGGUGUUGCCUUCUAAUCACUUGCUUAACUUAGGAUGCCCAAUGAAGAAAAUAAACUAAUCUCGUUGUGGAGCAACGGUUAGACCAUGACUAGUGUCUAGUAAGAAACCCGGCCUUCUAAAAUAUUUUUUGUUUUUCUUUAGUAGUGGUGUAUUUCUUUCUAUUGCAUAGGAUAGAAGUAACGAAAUAGAUUGUUAACUCUAAUUUGUUUUUCACAAGUGAGGAAAAAUAAUGAUAUAGUAAAGAUUGAUAUAUAAAAAUCAAAUACUUCGAUUAGCUUUUAUAUUAUUAUAACCCCUUUAUGAAAUAUAAUACUAAAGUAAGCAUCGAAAAGAAAUAAAAUAAAGUGAUCAUUUCACAUAUUUACUUCAAAUUUUGAUAUACAUAAACAUGGAACUCUCCGCCCAACGGACCGGACCCGUAUCUAAUAACCUAUAAUACUAAUUUUAGAUGAGUUUGGAUUUGUGACCACCAUAAAAGAAAUACUAUUAUACACAAAACUCCAGUUAUGGAUCCAAAAGCAAGGUUGUCAACCACUCAACUUGGUUUAGCCCAUUGACCCGGUCGAGUAAGUGAGUUGAGAGUUAAUGGGCCGACCGUUUUAGCCCAGUUUAGUCUGAAUAUAUGAAAAAAGUCAUUAUAUUGUUCAUAUAUUUAUAAAUUUUAUCAAAACUU